CUUACCCUGAAUCACUAAGGUAGCAGGAAAGAGAAUCAGCUCUAGAGCCCAGCCCGGUGUCAUCACAUCAUGCCUCCUGGCCUUAAGAGGCAAACUGGAAAAGUGCCAUUCUAGAGAAGCAGACAGAAUUCACGUGGAGGAGAGGGGAGGAGAAGUCACAGCAUUUGGCUUGGGCCUGUUUGGGGCAUCCCAGCUGAGUGGCCAGGGGAGAGGAGGAGUGAGGCUCAAGGUUGUGGAAUUUGCUCUUCUUUUUGCAUACUGACGCAGCCCUGGUAACAGAGCUCAAGGCAUCUUUUGUGCUGCUGUUCUACAGUGAGUGACGUCAUGGGCACUGCCAGGUCUUUAUCAUUUCUGCAAAUAAAUAGCUCACCCACUUGGUCUGCAGAGCCGGCAAGUUGCUGCAUGGCAAAGCGCUUGGGUUCUCCAAUAAGCAGUGGCCAAGAUGGUGGAGACAAACUCGGAUCGGUCAUUCUUCCCGGGCAACCACUGGCUCUACUUCUCCGUGUACCUAUUGGCUUUCCUGGUGGGGCUGCCCCUCAACCUGAUGGCCCUGGUGAUCUUCGUGAGUAAACUCCGGCGCCGCCCAGUGGCUGUGGAUGUGUUGCUGCUCAACCUGACCCUCUCGGACCUGCUGCUGCUGCUCUUCCUGCCCUUCCGCAUGGUGGAAGCGGCCAGUGGGAUGACCUGGCCCCUGCCCUUCAUCCUCUGCCCCAUCUCCGGCUUUCUCUUCUUCACUACCAUCUACCUCACCUCCCUCUUCCUGGCAGCUGUGAGUGUUGAGCGUCUCCUGAGCGUGGCCUACCCUCUGUGGUACAAGACCCGGCCGAGACUGGCUCAAGCUGGGCUGGUCAGUGGCAUCUGCUGGUUCCUGGCAAGCUCUCACUGCAGUGUGGUCUAUGUCACUGAAUUCUGGGCAAUCUCCAAUGAGAGCCAGGGCUCUAAUGGGACCUGUUACCUGGAAUUCAGGCAGGACCAGCUGGCCAUUCUCCUGCCCGUCCGUUUGGAGAUGGGUGUGGUCCUUUUUGUGGUGCCUCUGCUCAUCACCAGCUACUGCUACAGCCGCCUGGUGUGGAUUCUUGGCCGGAGCUCUAGCAGGCGCCGGCGCAGAAGGGUUGUUGGCCUGGUGGUGGCCACUCUGCUCAACUUCCUUGUCUGCUUUGGACCUUACAAUGUGUCACAUGUGGUGGGCUACAUUCAGGGCAAGAGCCCGACAUGGAGGAGUUACGUACUGCUCCUCAGCACUCUGAACUCCUGUGUUGACCCCCUCGUCUACUACUUCUCAUCAUCUAGGUUCCAAGUGGACUUCCACGAGCUUCUCGGGAGGCUGACUGGAAGCUGGAGCCCCAGCAGUCAGGAGGUUAGCACGGAACUGAAGGUCAAGGAUGGAGGAGAGUGGUUGGCGCAGGACUGUCUGACCUAGAAAUCAGGGUGGCCUCAAGGAAGGCUUCAGAAUAAUAGGUAGCCUUAUGGUAUGUGCUGAAAUUGAGCUCCUCUGGAGCAGAAAGGCUGAGUAAGUGUGUGUCCCCAGCUUAGAGUCUAAGUCAAGCCAGGCAGGACCUUGCAGCAGUAGGUUGGAUCCCGGUUGGCUCUGGGACAGAGCAGCCUCUGGACUUUCUAGGGGUGUGCUGAACUCUCAAGAUCUCACCUCCUUUCCCUUGCUCCCACCCUUGAGAGGCUGCCCUAGAGGAAUAUGAGCCAGUGCCCAGGACAAAGACAGCUGCCCAUGGCUUAGGACAGGAAAGGGCAGGAGGGAGGAGAGAAGGCUCAGGGAUGAGGAAAAUCUAUCUGCCCUUGUAUAGGCUUAUCCAGAAAAUUUCUAUUGCUCACCCAAUUCAGAUCUUUAAAGAAGCUUAUGAGCUAUUACAGAAGCAAAAUGACUGAAAUAAAGUUGGUGGCACAUAAAAGA
Molecule: messenger RNA, 1906 nt
Organism: Cavia porcellus (domestic guinea pig)
Lineage: Eukaryota; Metazoa; Chordata; Mammalia; Rodentia; Caviidae
Product: free fatty acid receptor 3-like
Exons: 2
Coding region: 443-1420 (325 amino acids)
Biological process (GO): G protein-coupled receptor signaling pathway; cellular response to fatty acid
Cellular component (GO): plasma membrane
Molecular function (GO): G protein-coupled receptor activity
Source: RefSeq, a predicted model, not a curated record